UCCGUUGCUUCUCAGUUUCUCCCCGUUCUCUAACCUCCUCCUCCUCCUCCCCUCAAGAAAAAAACCUAACUCCUCCAAGACUUGUGAGAUGGGGUUCCGCCUGGCGGUGAUUGGCAGCUCUGCCGCGUCAAUUAGCGCAGCGGUCGGGAGGAGUGUUGGGCGACUCGGCUAAUCAGAGCGUGAAGCUGCAGCCGGAGCCCGCCUCCUUCCCUGGAUGUGGGCGGGACUUCGGGGGCUGUGAGGAAGCUCUGAGAAGGGGCCCGGGCGGUGGCCAGGAGGAGGGGGGCGCGCGCCCAGGAGUCGGAGUGAUGAUGGGCGCGCGAGAAGGGAAGAGUUGGGAGCAGCCUGGAAUGCAAUCAGUUAUGGAAAAAACCUGAGUCAAUUAUUUCAGCUAUAAUUUCCAAAAUUACUUCAUCAGAGAGAAAAGGAAAAGAGCCUAAUGAAAGCCUUAUGAAAGAUGUUCAUAGGGAAGUCCUAAGUCUGGCCAGAGUCCCUCCAGAACAGACCCACACCAGUAUUCACCCACCUCCGAUGGGGGGGAGAGAGAGAGAGAGAGACCAGGAACUCCCAUUUUGAGGCUUCCCAACUGAAUCAAAUUGCAAGGCUCAACUGUAGAAAAAUAUGGGAGACGACAGGCCGUUUGUGUGCAGUGCCCCCGGCUGUGGACAGAGAUUUACCAAUGAAGAUCACCUGGCUGUUCAUAAACUCAAGCAUGAGAUGACAUUGAAAUUCGGUCCUUCCAGAACAGAUUCCGUCAUCAUAGCAGAUCAAACUCCAACACCAACGCGUUUUCUGAAGAAUUGUGAGGAAGUUGGUCUCUUCAACGAGUUGGCAAGCUCAUUUGAACAUGAAUUCAAGAAAGCCUCAGAAGACGAUGAGAAAAAGUGUUCUGGUCCUCUCGAUAUGUCUCUUCCCUCUACCCCAGACGUCAAAAUCAAAGAGGAAGAGCCUGUCGAAGUGGAUUCUUCUCCUCCAGACAGCCCAGUAGGGAGCCCACAGUCACCACAGCCUAAGGAGAAGGAGAGCGCUUCAAAACCUAUUAUAAUUUCUACGCCUACACCAACUAUUGUACGUCCUGGAUCUCUGCCACUGCACUUGGGAUAUGACCCCCUACAUCCAACUCUUCCUUCUCCAACCUCGGUCAUCACCCAGGCACCACCUUCCAACAGACAGCUCGGGUCUCCUACCAGUUCUGUACCACUUGUCAUGCACCUUGUGAAUGGACAGACUAUGCCGGUCCUUCCUGGCCCACCCGUUCAGAUGCCUUCUGUCAUAUCGCUGGCAAGGCCGAUGCCUAUGGUGCCAAACAUUCCUGGUAUUCCUGGUCCCCCGAUUAUCAGCAGUGGCUCAAUUUCACCAUCAGGCCUUCCAGGACACUCUGAAGCUAAAAUGAGGCUAAAAGCCAGCCUGACGCAAGGAAUCACUUCCUCACUGAACGGCAGCAGCAUGAUGGUGGGAUCAGCGAGCACAAUGGUGACUUCCCAUCCUGAACAGGGUCAGAUACUUAUCCAGCACCCUGAUGCACCUUCUCCAGCCCAGCCACAGGUUUCCCCAGCUCAACCCACACCAAGUACAGGUGGCCGACGGAGACGCACAGCAGAUGAAGAUCCAGACGAACGCAGGCAGCGUUUCUUGGAGCGGAACCGCGCUGCCGCCUCCCGCUGCCGCCAGAAACGCAAGCUCUGGGUGUCGUCCUUGGAAAAGAAAGCAGAAGAGCUCACCACACAGAACAUCCAUCUAAGUAACGAAGUUACAUUAUUAAGGAAUGAAGUUGCGCAACUCAAACAACUAUUGUUGGCUCACAAGGACUGCCCUGUCACUGCAUUACAGAAGAAAACACAAGGUUAUCUUGAAAGCCCCAAAGAGAGUUCUGAGCCCACCGGUUCUCCAGCUCCUGUCAUCCAGCACAGUUCGGUGACUGCAUCUCCCAAUGGGCUGAACGUCCGCUCUGCAGCUGAAGCUGUUGCCACUUCAGUCCUCACUCAGAUGGCCAACCAAAGGACAGAACUGAACGUGCCCAUACAGUCACAUGUCAUUAUGGCACCGCAGUCCCAGUCUGCUGGCAGAUGAUGUCGCCAAUUGCAUGACAUAGAACUAACCAAUGAACUGCAGCCAGAGAGACUGAUCAUAACUAAGCCCCUUGUUCAAAAUGGGGUGGAUACAGUUUUUGUUUUGUUCAUUUGUUUUAUUCUUUUGAUUUCUUAAAAAUGAGUGAAGGGCAGCUAUGGAGCUUCUAACAAAGUAUAUCUCACAUAGGUCCUGGCCUCAAACAUCUAUCAUAGGGCCAUCAUCUUUCCAAAGGGUGACUUUGGAAUAAGUCAUUUUGCCAUACUUUAGAGACCAUUUCUGAUCCUAUCUAGAAUCAACCAUUUGGAUAGCCUUAUACAGUGUGAUCUUAAAUGGUUAAAGUUCAGGUAUACAUUGCGCUAACACUAAGCCUCCCUUAGUUUGGUUCCUCGUGGUGCUUCCUUGUCUUGGCUACUGUAGCAAGAGAAAGCAGUUCUUGGGAGGUGCUGUGAUGUUUUGCUGGUGCUGGCCAUUUUUGUGGAAAACUUUAGCAUCCCGACCGUUUUUGUAGCAUAUCCAUCAACAUGGUACCUGACCUUCCAUUCUACACUUUCACACAGGAUUCCAGCUCACGGCUCUGAAGAUGGUAAGCUCCAUAAUUUGGUCGGUUUGAACUGUUCAAAUUGUUUUGUGAAGAGAGUAAGAAACCCUCACUAUUAGCUGCUGCAACUGAUGGGUGAUUUUGCUGUUCUGGAAGAGAAAAUGGCAGGCCUGCUGUAUGCAUUGUAGAUCACAUAAUUUGUACUAUGCAUAUUAUCAGGGAUACCUUUUUGGUCAUGUUGUUAUCUAAUACAGACUUUAAUUUUUGUAGUUCAAGACGAAAGCCAUCAAAACACAAUGGGAAUUCUUUGGUUUUUAAGUUACCAGGUGGGAAGAGCUAAGGCGUAUUUCAAUAACGGGAAGGAAGAACAUUCACAAGGGCAUCUCUUACUGUGUCUAGGAAAAAAAAAUAGAAUGAUUUAUGUCAGUGUUUCUCAAUCUUCACAAUUUUAAAAUGUAUGGACUUCUAAGUUGACAGGGGAAUUCUGGGAGUUGAUGUCCAGACAUCUUAAAGUUGCCAAGGUUGAGAAACAGUGAUUUAUAUCUUUAGAAUCUGAGUAGUUGCAGAAUCAUUCAUAAGCAUUACAUUAGCAGGUUCAAAGUUACACAGUGCUAAGCUGCAGGAUGUAACUAAACAAAGUUGUUUGGGGACAACAUCAGAGUUAGCUCAAUGGAAGGGAACAGGAAAAAUUAUCUUUGUUUGCAAAUGCUAAAGAUUCAAUACUCUUAUAAGCCAUGUUCAUUUCAAAAGCUAAGCUGACAUGUUUAACGCAGUGAGCUUUUCAAUUGUGGCCUUAAAUCAUGGACUAUUUCAAAGACAAGUAGAUGGGGGCAUACAUUCCAAAUUGCUUCCCCUCUUACCUUUUUGUUUUGGGUUUGUUUUUUUUUUGUUUUUUUGGUCAAAAGGUUUUCCAUCCUAUUUUUCCUUCAGAUGAUGUCACCUAUUGCUUUUUUCCAUCUGUCUCUUCCAAAAUAAAUACCGAGUUUCUUGCCCAUUGCUAUCAUAGGGUAGAUUGAGAACAAAAAGGAAGAAUUGGAAGUAAUCUCUCCCUUUUUCUUCUGCUUCUUGUCAAAGUGUGUGCAUGUGUAUCUUGGACUGACCUUGACCUCUUGCUAGUUGGCCAAUGUUUAGCUUGAAUCACAACCAGAGGAAAAGGUGCAGAGCGAUAGUUAGAGUGCAGCUAUCAUGAGCUUGCAACUUGACAACUCGUCCACUAUUUUGUCUUCCUAAUUAUGUUUUUUUUUUUUAAUAAAGCAUUGUCCUAUAAGGGACUGGGUAACCAUGCUGCCAGUCUAUACAAAUUUUUUUAUUAUUCCUCAGUUUCCACCCACUAGAAAACACACAUAUAAAACACACACAAAUGCACAUGUCUAUCUAUAUAUGUGUAAAUGUAUAUGUGGCAUGUUAAACUUAAUGCAGGUUUUCUGUUAUUGGUGUUGCUAUUGUCACGAUCAAUCUAGCUUCUCAGGACCUUAAUGCCGCUUGCUCUCCAACUGUUUCCUUGCCUGAAUAUGAUGCUGUUGCUUCUUCUGUGACGUGUUUAAUUUUAAUUUCUCCUGGGUUCCUUUUCCUUUCUCCUUUGUUUAAAAGAAGCAAAAUGUGUUUUGAAUGUCUGCAGACUUCCUUUUAACAAGCAUUUCAGACAUCCUGUCACUUGUCUUCCUCCCCAUCUCCCCCCCCCUUUUCCUUGCUCCCUUGAUAUGCUAAAAAUGCAAGUUGGCAAGGGCUUUGAAAUAUAACUUGUCCCAACAGGGUAUCUGUUUCCUUAGUGACAGUUCCAAUAACAGUGCACAGCAGGUGUAGCCAGGAUCUUCUCAGGUUAAUAGGAAAAGAAAUGAGCUUGCUGGCAAGUGGGACAGAUGAUAAGGUAUUUUAGUUUUCUUUUCUUUUUUUAAUUUAUAUUAUUUUUUUGUACCUUUCAAAACAUAACUGUGGUGCAUUCUUUCAUUUAAAAAAGAACACUUCAGAAUUCUGCUUGCUGUUGAAUGAAUGCAAUGCAAGUCCAGAGAAAGGACUGUAGAAUUUUGGUUUCGCAUAUUUUCCAUUGAAAAAUAAGAGCUCACAAUAGCAUUGAAUUUGCUGUCUGAACUGGUGCCUAGAUUCUCAUUGACAACUAGUGUUUUGUUAUGAAUAAGAACAAAUGAAGCUAUCAGUUGCACUAUUGGCCAACCUAAUUCAACACUGUCUUCUUGAGCUAGCAUUGGGGGCAUGGUAAAUAACCUGGAAGGGAAGUAUGAAUGUAUCAAGAUUUGCAAACGAGUGAUAGGCAGAGACUUGCCAAAUAGAGGUUAAAUUUUGGGUGGAUUUCCUACCAUAGUUCAAAAUGACACCAAAAGAUAGAUAUGGCCCAGCAUUGUCCUUACUCAGGUCCCUCCAAGAAUUGUACAGUUGUAACACAGAGUGUGAUUCAGUAAACCCUAAUAAUUCAGACCAAACUGGGUAGAGCAGCUGUGGUUUAAGAAUAAUCUCCAAAUAUCUAACUUAAAGAAGGCUUUUCUUUAUUUGGGGUCAUGAGAUAAAAACUCCAGAUCUUUCUCUUAGAUAGGAACCUUGUUUUAGUGCAAUUGGCAAUUGCGCCUGGAACUUUUUAUAUGAAAAUCUCUAAUACACUAUAAUCUCUCUCCUAAUUGGACAUGAGGCUGCUUCAGUUACUUUUAGGCAGGGGUGUAGAGCAAGCAUUCUGCCUCAACUUGGCACUCUCUGGAAGGGCUGGCUAGAGUUAGGACUGCAACUCUCAUUGUAACGGACAAAGGAAAAUAUUUGUAGCACAGGGUUGAAAUGAGGAGUUCUUGACGCUCUCUGAACCUGAUUGUCUUCUUGCAGAGAGCACCAAGGACCCCUCAGCUCUAUGUUGGCUAUCUUGGCUGAAAUGGGAGUUGUGAUCUAUCACAUUUGAAUAUGCCAAGCUGAGAAAGGCUGAUCAUUAUUAAAGAUCUUGUGAAGUUGUGGUGGCCUUCCCUCUGCAUGAGUUCAUGGUCUGUGCUGCUUUUCAGACAUUGUCACUCAGCCUGGUUCACUUAAUUCUGUUACAGAGUAGACAUACGUUGAAUCUUCAGUCAAUGUGAGAGUUAUGCUCAAGCUCUGAGGCAGUAAGAACAAGUGACAGUAACACUCCAGGAACAGGUAAGAGGGCUUGUGGAAAGGACCUGAUUUCUUGGGUCUGAUAGAAUGCACAAGCUGCUUCCUAUGGGAGACAUACUGUGGUUCAAAAUCAGGGAGUAUAAUAUAAAAGAGCUUUCAUAAAAAACGUCUCAUUCCCAUUAGCUUACCCCAGGCCUGUCAAAAUGGCGGCCCAUGGUCCAGAUCCGUCACGCACAGGCCACACCCACCCCGGCUCUGCAAAGGCAAAAAAUGUUGCAAUAUGUCACAAUACAUCACGUGACGCAAUCGAGAUUGACACCCAUAGCCUACCCUAAAAGAACAUGACUGCAGCCUGGCUCUAGGAGUUCCCUUCCUCUGUGCUCCAGGACUUCAGGAUAAGAAGGGAAUGUAGCAAACAAAAGCACACAUAAUAUGAGCCAAGGGGACAUUUUUAUGUACCCUUGGGAACUCCUGCUGUAACUUUGGAUAAAUUCCACUCUUCUGUUAGAUUAAGCCGAUCAGCCACCCAGAGUCUCGUGACGAGAUAGGUGGCAAAUAAAUUUAAUAAAGAAAGAAAUAGAUUAAAAUAUCAUGCUGUUAGAGAUGAAGAAAUAUUUGAGGGGAAGGUUAAAAAUUAGAAACCACAUCCACCCUGUCUAUUGGACUCUGCUGUAUCCUCAACCAAAAAAUGCCCAGCCUAGUAGAAAUGAAGCCAGAAUUGAAAUAAUCUUACCAUUAUUUUUUUUUAAGUGUUGUUGUUGUUGUUAGUUGCGAAGUCAUGUCCGACCCGUUGUGAUCCCAUGGACAAUGUUCCUCCAGGCCUUCCUGUCCUCUACCAUCCCCCAGAGAUCAUUUAAGCUCACGCUGACUGCUUCAGUGAUUCCAUUCAGCCACCUCAUUCUCUGUCGUCCCCUUCUUCUUUUGCCCUCAAUUGUUCCCAGCAUUAGGCUCUUCUCGAGUGAGUCCUUCCUUCUCAUUAGGUGGCCAAAGUAUUUCAGUUUCAUCUUCAGGAUCUGGCCUUCUAAAGAGCAGUCAGGGUUGAUCUCCUCUAGGACUGACUGGUUUGAUCACCUUGCAGUCCAAGGGACUCGCAGGAGAGUCUUCUCCAGUACCAUAGUUCAAAGGCCUUGAUUCUUUGAUGCUCAGCCUUCCGUAUGGUCCAACUUUCACAACCAUACAUUGGAACUGGGUAAACCAUAGCCUUGACUAUACGCACUUUUGUUGGCAGGGUGAUGUCUCUGGUUUUUAGUAUGCUGUCUAACUUUGCCAUAGCUUUCCUCCCCAGGAGCAAGCGUCUUUUAAUUUCUUGGCUGUAGUCCCCAUGUGUGGUGAUCUUGGAGCCCAGGAAAAUAAAAUCUGUCAUUACCUCCAUUUCCUCCCCAUCUAUUUUCCAGGAAUUAAGAGGGCCGAGAGCCAUGAUCUUAGUUUUCUUAAUGUUGAGUUUCAAGCCAACUUUUGCACUCUCCUCCUUUACCCGCAUCAGAAGUGUUGUGACCCAGACCCAAGUAAGUAUUAUCAGAUGCAAUCAGUUCGAAACAAACAGACUUUAUUAUUAACUCAUUCUCAGCGUAAUCCAAACUAAUUCAAAACAAAUUCUUCAUAACACAAUUCUUCAGCCUUAUCACCAACCUUGGUCUAAUUAGGCAACCUGCCAAAGGCUUUUCUUGGCAAAAGUUCAGAAGCAGAAGACACCGACAAGAAAUAAAUGCAGCAAGACAAGAAACAAAUCUAUCAACAUUGUUUUCCAACAAAAGCCCAAGAGGCAUUGCUGGUCUUUUAAGCCUUAUGGGAGGGGCCAAUCAUCUCUUGGCCUUACUCUAAGUCCUCCUUUCUGCUUUAGCUGCUCUUGCCUUCUGGCAGCUCUUCUCAUGCGUGCACUAGGAACAGGUUCCUCCUGUUCCUCUGCCUCUCUGCUGUCAGCCUCUGGAGGCUCCGGAGUCCGUACAUCACUCCCAGAUGGCCUGGCUCCAUCUCUGCCUACAAUGCAGAGCCCUCAUCCGGGCCUUCCCCAGCCUCCAGGACUGGCCCAUGUUCUUCCUCAACCUCCUCACUGUCUGACUCCGCUGCCAGCUCCGCAGGCUGCUGGCAGACCAAAACAAAAAGGCUCUUUAGUUCCUCUUCACUUUUUGCCAUUAGAGUGGUAUCAUCUGCAUAUCUGAGGUUGUUGAUAUUUCUCCCAGCAAUCUUAAUUCCAACUUGUGAUUUAUAUAGUCCUGCCUUUCUCAUGAUGUGCUCUGCAUAUAAGUUAAAUAGGCAGGACAACAGUAUACAGCCUUGCCGGACUCCUUUCCCAAUUUUGAACCAAUCAGUGGUUCCAUGUCCAGUUCUCACUGUUGCUUCUUGACCCGCAUAUAGAUUUCUCAAGAGACAAAUAAGAUGGUCUGGUACUCCCAUUUCUUUGAGAAUUUGCCACAAUUUAUUGUGAUCCACGCAAUCAAAGGCUUUAGCAUAGUCAAUGAAGCAGAAGUAGAUGUUUUUCUGGAACUCCCUAGCUUUCUCCAUGAUCCAACAUAUGUUGGCAAUUUGAUCUCUAGUUACUCUGCCUCUUCGAAAUCCUGCCUGUACUUCUGGUAGUUAUCAAUCCACAUACUGCUGGAGCCUAGCUUGUAGGAUUUUGGGCAUAACUUUACUAGCAUGUGAAAUGAGUGCAAUGGUGUGAUAGUUUGAACAUUCUUUGGCAUUGCCUUUCUUUGGAAUUGGAAUGUAAACUGACCUUUUCCAAUCCUGUGGCCACUAUUGAGUUUUCCAAAUUUGCUGGCAUAUUGAGUGUAUCGCUUUUACUGCAUUGUCUUUUAAGAUUUUGAAUAGCUCAGCUGGAAUAUUGUCACCUCCACUAGCUUUGUUGUUGCUCAGACUUCCUAAGGCCCAUUUGACUUCACAUUCCAGGAUGUCUGGCUCGAGAUCAGUGGCCACCCCCAUCAUGGUUAUCAGGGACAUUAAGCUCAUUCUUGUAUAGUUCUUCUGUGUAAUUUUGCCACCUCUUCUUAAUCUCUUCUGCCUCUGUUAGAUCCCUGCCAUUUUGGUCCUUUAUCAUGCCCAUCUUUUUAAGUGUAUUUGAAGGAAAUAAUUUCUCUUAUAACAUUUUAAAAUUAAACUCUGCUUUGCUGUCCCCUUUUCCAUGUACUUGCAUCUGGUUUGUAACGGUUCCCUUAGUAUGAUUCUGUGCUCCUAGCAAUCAUUAAAAAUGAAGCAACAUUUUGCAUGUUGCUUUAGUUCCUGCUAUUAAAUACCUGCCUAGUUAGUAGAGCUCCGGAACUACAAAAUUUGGGGUGUGUAAGUAACCUCUGCAGCAUGGAAUCAUAGUAAAAGGUGGCUCUUAUAAGGCCACAGAAUUAUGUGAAGAAUUGGUUAGACUGUGAUCAGCCCUACGUUAAAUGAAGCUGACACACUAGUUAGCUGUGAUAAACAUUACAGUUCAUAACAUCAACAAUUGGGUUUGUAGCAAGGAUCUCUGUAGUCAACUUCAGAUGAUGGCCAAGAUAUAAAUUGUUGUCUAAAAAUAAUUCCUUUCAAGUAAGCAAAGAAUUUUUGAGAUUGAGAGCAGGGUAAGGGAUGAUCCUGUCAAGUUACUCUUUUAGCUCGGACCUUAUACCAUGUUAGGCAUAAGGCUGAUCUACAUAUUCUAGAGCAACGAGUCUCAUUUUAUUUCAGCCAAUCUUCUGAUUGUACCAAGGAAGUGCAUUCUGGGCUCACACCAUAUUUAUAAGAAAUUACUAUUCUAAGUGUGUACCCUUCCAACCUGCCAAUUGACCAGUGACUGCAUGUCUGUUACUGAACUCUUUAACAAAAUUCUGUGCCUUGUAGCAAAGAAAGCAAUCUGGGAAACCAUAUAUAUAUAUAUAUAUAUAUAUAUAUAUAUAGUUAUAUGUAGUGUGUGUGUGUGUGUGUGUUUUCUUUUCUUUUCGUAGGCCUUUAUGUGUAUUUCUUUUUAGCCAGGUUCCUCCUACGUAAACCAAGAUUUUUAUGCAGCCCUAGUUCAGUGAAAUCCCAAUCCACUAGUUUCUAGGCUUUUUUUCCAGCACCCAGCAAGCUCCCUGCUGCCCAUUGGGAGAGCCUUAGUCUCCUUAGUCUCCCAAUGGGCAUCAGGGAGCUUGCUGGCUGCUGGAAAAAAAGCCUAGAAACUAGUGGAUUGGGAUUUCACUGAACUAAAAGCUUCUUCUAUGAGAAGGAGAAGUACCAUAAUCUUCCAUAAGUAGUACAUUCCUAGUACAUGUGAAUCUGUCUCUUGGUAAUUAAACGUCAGCAUUUAAAUAAGCUUCAUGAGGAAGUUGGCUCUAUAAGCUUCCUUAUAUAGCAGUUUUCACAAAUGGCAGUGCCUGGGCUGGAAAAACUCAUAUCAAGGAUCUAUCAAAUCAUGAAUAGAUUUCUUUUAAAUACUCCCCGCCCCCAUCUCCAACAAAUUGCAAACAGCUUUCAAAAUCUUUCAUUUCUCUUCUCGUGGCAAAGUUUAAGUAAUUUUUCAUAUGUUCUUCUGAUUUCAUUAGAACUACAGUAGUUCAUACCAGUAAUUGUUGGAUCCAUUCUUGUGUAUGUGGCCUUUACCUCUGAACAGUUUCGUUUAUCAUUCUAAAGAGAUACUGAAGUUUUGUAGAACAGAAUCAGGAAACACCCUUUUAUUGGAUAGGCUCAGAUAUUUAUCUUACCUUUUUUUGUUUUUUCCUUUUGAAUGUUACAGUAAUAAUAGUAAAAAAAAAAAAAACUUAUUCUGGUAAAUGUCUCUAAUAGAAAUACAAUACCGCUAGUUGCUGCUUAGUGAAAUAUUGCAGUGUAUCUCAGCUCCUUGGGAAAAUGCAAUAUCCCAACCCAUUCUAGUUCUAUUGGUGUAGAUUGCCCAUCUCUAUGAGAAACUGUUUCACUCAUACCGUAGUAGGGGACUCUUUCACACAUUAUGCUAAGCAAAAAAGUUACAUUAUGGUUCGUAUUUAUCUGAGCCAGGCUUUAUGUCUGUUUCAGUAUAACAGUGUGCAUUUCAGCACACAAGACCUAGUCCUAGAGAGUGGUGCUUCCACUAGUAACUCAAAAUCCAUAAGGAUUUGGUGCAAAUAACAUUAUGGCGGCCAUACUUUCCAUAUAAGUAUCAGGGUUGUGUAGGAGACACUUGCAGCCAAAAAUAGACUUCUGUUAUUGCAGACUUCAUUAUGCUCUCCCUACUUCUGGACAAGCUGCCCUAUGUUACAUUCUCCUGAUUGUCAGUGUCUGUCUUCUGAUAGAACAGGAGUCCCCAAACCCCAGGCCAUGGACUGGUACCAAUCUCUGGCCUGUUAGGAAACAGGCUAUGCAAGCGACGGGCGAGUGAGCAAAGCUUCAUCUGUGCAUGUGUGGGAUCUAGGUUGUGCACAAAACCACCCCUGCUGUCAUAGAACACCUAUGGACACAUAAAGUAAUCCUUUUGUAUUCCAACAAACAGUCUACUAUUGAAUAUAACCAUUGCUUGUUUGUAACUUAUGGGGAAGCUGUAAUAAAUUCGCUUAUCCACACCAACAGAAAGGGAGAUUACAAUAGUUGCAUAUAAAGAAGAUUCUGGAACUCAUGAUGGAAAAUUAUUUUGCCCCAAGUGAUCCGUCUCCAGUAUACCUGUAGUACUGGCACAUCAAGGAAUCUUUGAAUAGAAAGCAAGGAUAGGAGUUACUCAUCGUAUAAAGUGUUGACAGUUAAUGCUUUCCGGUACUUUUUUCUUAGGAUAAUUAUGUGUUAAAUGUAUAUUUUUUCAAAAUUACCAACAGCUGCAAAAACAUGCUUGUGUAAGUGUGCAUGUGAUUCCCCUUGUGUUUUUUGUUGUUGUCUACCGAAGAGGAUUCUUGUUUGGGUUCCGUGGUCAGCUUGCUUAUUGGAUUCUCACCCAUUUAUGACACUGUUCAAAUUGCUAGAUAGGGAUGGUCAACUGCUUCUGGUCUACUUUCGUCUUCCAUUCUUUUAAUUGUAUCAUCCUAUUUUAGCGAACGGUAUGUUUCCUGACCUCAGGCAAUUUUUACAAACUUAUUGAAUAUAUUUUCUAUGGGGAAUUCUGCUCCUGUUGAACAAUCAUUCUUUCUAUCUUACCUUCCUGCUUUUUCACUCCUCCACCCAUCAGCUGUCUGCCAAAAUCUCUUUCCUCUAGGGCAGCGUUUCUCAAUCUUGCCAAAUCUAAGAUGUGCAGACUUCAACUCCCAGAAUUCCUAGCCAGACUUGCUGGCUGGGGAAUUCUGGGAGUUGAAGUCCACAUGUCAUAGAAUUGCUAAGAUUGAGAAACACUGCUCUAGGGCAAUGUCUCGCAACCUCAGCAACUUUAAGAUGGGUGCAUGCUGGGAGUUGAAGUCCACAUAUCUUAAAAGUUGCUAAAGUUGCUCUAGCCGGUAAUGGAUUGCCAUUCUAAUCAAGGUCUGAGGACAAGGCAAAGCCCUUCCAAGUUCUGCUUAUUGGCAUAUCCAGCUGAUUGAUUGGCACCUGUAAUCUCUUUACAAAAUCAUUUCCUUUUCAGCACUAUAUGGUGUGUGUGUACUUAAGAGGAUUAUUUCUUGCGAAUAAUAUAUUGUGACUUGGAAUGCUAUUCUUUCCUCACUAGAUGACAUUCAUGUUAUAUUCUAAAGAGGAAGAAAAUUUCAUGUCUUCCAAGACUGCAUUCUUCAUAUUUUAAACAAGUCAUUGGUUGGAUUUAUGCAUCUGUUUAAGCCAUAGUUUCAUGAACAAACCACAAUAUACUAAGUUUAUGAACUACAAUGACAGUGUUCACUCAGUACUGAUGGACCAAACUGAACAAAUUAUCUUUGGUCUAGUGGUUAAGGCAUCAGGCUAGAAUCUAGGAAUCUGGGACUUCUAGUCCCAUUAAGGUAUGAAAGCUAGCUGGGCAACUUUGGAUCAGUCAUUCUCUCUUAGCCCAAAUCACCUCACAUGGGAUUUUCUGGGGGAAAUUGAAGGAAGAAGUAUUAUGUAUGUUCUCCACCUUGAAAUAUUUAUAAAGAUAGAAUAUGUAUUUUUUUCAAUCUAUGGCUUAAAUGGAUGAUGAGCUCAGCCACGGACUUGUGAAAAACAGAAUUCUUUGAGGACCUUUGGCCUUGGAAGCCAGCACAAAGUGAGAAUUUCCACUUCUUUCUCUCUCUGUGGUGGUUCUUGACCAAGGUCCACCAGAGUUUGGCUCUGUUACUCAUUUUAACUCUAGCACUUCUCUCCAGCACCAGGGGAAGGCCAGCUGUGGACCCAUGGUGGGACCCAUGGUGGGUUCCCUGGAUGGAGUGGGGGGUCGCAGUUAAGUGUUCAUGGAGGGUCAGCCAGGGACAAACAACCACGGUGGGUCAGCUGGGUUAGGGAGCCAUGGUGAAGUGGGCAUGGUCAUGUGUAUGUGAUCAAUUGUCCUAGACCUCCCUCUUUUCAACAACGUAUUGCACACUGACUUCUUCCCAGCAGCAUAUGGACCAAGUUUAGCAAAAAAAAGGCAGCAGCAGCAGCAGCAUUCAGGUUCAUUACUGGCCCCCCAGACAGAAGCUCUUUACAGAUCUGUGAGCUGACUGAUGCUUAGCCAAGACAUUGCAUGUCACAGAAUACUUAUCUUCUAUAAUAAUAAUAAAGAAUUCAAGUAUUGGAUAAGAAGAGAGGUUUUCACCCUAAGUUCUGUUUGAAGUUAGUCUGCAAUUAAGUAAUUGGUUGUUUGAUUUAUUUAUUUAUUGCCAGUUUAAAACCACAUUGACAGAAAGCUAUAAAAAUGGGAGACGAAUCCUUUGGCCAAACAGUAAUUAUAAUGGAAGCCCCAGUAGAUGUGUUGAAAUAUAUUCUUCAGUUCUAAGAGUGAAAAUGAUAAAUGGUACUCUCAGAACUGUUUCCUUUUCUAGAACCAUUUCAGUCUGUCUUUUGGGCAACAUAGGCUACAGAGUCUGCUUUGGAAGAUUAGGAGAAAUUAGAUAAUAGGGGGCAUAUGGGGCGUAUGUCUCAGCUAAUUUGUCUGGAUCUUGUGAUGCCUUUCAGGACCAUCUGCCAUGAUUGCUUCUAAACUAGUUGAUGUAGUUGUUUCGCAGUGGCUUCAGUCUUUCCUGUUGGGCAAUUUCCAGAAGGUGGUGCUGAAAAUAACUAGCUUGAUCCUAUGGCCAUUAGCUUAUAUCUGUGAUGGUGAACCUAUGGCACGUGUGCCGGAAGUAGCAGGCAGAGCCAUCUCUCCGGGCAUGCCAACUGUCACCCGUUGCUCUUCCGGGUUCCGGCAUGGACAUGUACAUCAACCAGCUGGUCUUCACGUGUGCGGGAGUGCCGGAAACCAGAAGGUGCGCCAGGAAGAUGUGCUUCCAGUUUCCAGCACACGCACGUGUGCCGGCCAUCUGUUCUUCACACACGCAUGCGUGCCAGAAACCAGAAGACCAGGUGGCUGGUGCGCACGCCAGGGAGCUGCUCUUCUGGUUUCUGCCGCUCCCACACGUGUAUGCUGGAAAGCUGCUCUUCUGGUAUUUGGUGCUCCCCCAUAUGCGCAUGCACUCCCGUUUCAGCACUCAGUGCCGAAAAGGUUCGCCAACACUGGCCUAUAUGGUGUCCCAUAGAGUUCUGUUUUGUCCCCUGUGCUCUUCAACAUUUAUCUAAAAUUGCUGGGGGUGGGGGAAGUCAUCCAAUGAUUUAUUAGAGUAGAAGUGUUGUGUGGUUCUUUUGUUCCUAAUUCUUCAAGCUUCAAAAAGAAACUAGUAUCCUUGAAUGCAAGUUAAAUUCAGGGAUUAAUAUUCAGACAAUAGACAGAUGCUGUUAAAUCAGUAACUAAGGGAACUUUGGAAUUAAGACUCAGUCUGUUUUGAAUAAGAUUGCAUACCCUCUGAAAGAAGUCUGCAAUUUUGGGACUGAUCCUUGAUCUUCAACUAGAUUUGUGAGUAGUAACUAAGUCAAGGAGCAUAUGUUACUGAGAUUGCGUGAUCCUACACUAAAAGAUUUGCACUGGUUUGUCAGUGGGGCUUAGAGUGCACAUUUUAAGGUAUUGCUGUUGAUCUUUAAUGCAUUUUAGGAUUUAACUGAGGAACUGCCUGUCCAUUAGAAAUUGUCUCCGUGUUUACAUCUGCUGGAGAUAUCCCACUGAAAUUGCUUCUUAACUUGCUCAAGUAAAAAGGUGAGGCAUAACAAGUAAAUAAUAUUAUGGUAGAAAUAAGACUAAGGUCCCAGGUUCUCUACAGUACUAAGACUAGGGAAGCCAAGCGGAGAAAUCCAGGUAUCCCAUGCUAAUGAUUUUUACUUUAUAACGAUUCCCAUAAAAGAAUGUUGUUGAAAGAUGGUUUUUUUCCAUUUGCAUUUAUGUAGGAGAAUUAGCAUGCAAGCACUGAAGCCCUUUAAGGAGCCAGUAUUGAAGCUGUAGGAAAGGUGUAAUCCUACGCUCAGUAUUGGAGUAUGUGGAGAAUCAUUUGAAAAAGAAGGCCUAUUUUCAACAAGUAAGCACAUUGUUGGGGCUACUGCAGUGCAAUAGAUGGGCUCAGGAUACUUUCCAAUACUUGAAGCAGUUCUCUCUGAAUCUGUAUGUUGAGUGAUAUGACUGAGCUCAAAUUCUUUGACGAAAGUACUUCUAUUAUAGCUUUCCUUCAAUCUGAUUGAAGGGGCUACAUCAUAACAAUUUUGCAAAGAAUAUCCACAUUCUAGCAACGGAUAUACAGGAGCUGGAAUAACAGUUACGGGGCAGUAGUAUCUGAGUCAGUAACAGAUAUUUUCCUUCCUUUCUCUUGUGCUAAACUCUAUAUUCAGUGCUUAAAUCCCGGCAGCUGAAUGUCAGUUGCAACAACUGUAAUAAAUAUAUUUAAUGAUUCUCCUACCCAUUUGUAAACCUGCCUUAAAGCAAAACCCUGAUCACAAAUGCAUUCAGUUGUAACUUUUCUCACUCUUCAUCUUUUGGAGAUGGGAGUGGAACAGUUGUGUUUACUUGCAGCUUGGUCAUAAACCGGUUGUCCCAGGUCCCUAACCUUUCCUCAUGCUGUUGAGAGAGAAAAGGGUAUAUUUAUCCAAGAAAGCUCUCUUCCUGUAUAAUAGACCUUGCUUUUGUGAAUGUGAACACCCCAUAAGUCUACCAUUUGGUUCCAGGUUGUCAAAUCAUCCAAAGUGAUGUAUAUGUCAUGUUUGAUCACCAUUGAUUUGUCCAGGGUGCUUCCUCUCACAUCUCCACAAUCUUUGGGUUUCUCUCCCAUGGAUCCCACCUGCCUACAUAUCCAUAGUCUUCCCUUCUUGUAGCAAAAUGGCUGUUCUGCAAGAUCCCUUAGGAUGCCUUCCUUCUUUCAGUAAUAGCUGCCUGCCUUGUUUUUGCUAUCUUUUCAAAUGUAGAAAUAGUAUAUGGAGAGCUUUUUUUUACGAUCAAUAAAUUGAGGGUGGGGAAGAGAGAUCCCGGAAUGCUUAACCACAAAAGAGGGUUUAGUAUCUCAUAAAAUGAAAUGCAUAUCUAUAAAUAUAUAUAGAACUAUAUAGGUAUAUAUCGGCUCUUUUCUCCUCCAUGGCUGCCGUUCCUUCUGCAGUGGCCUUGUUGAUGUGUCACUUCCUGAAACGUAGGUAGAUCUAAGGUUCCAGCCCUUCUUUUGCCUGACAGAAUUAAUAGGCUUGAGGGGGUGUUGUGAAAUAUGGAGUGAUGUAUCCUCUUGACUGGUAAGCCAACGAAUAAUUCACCGAAGUGCUCCUGUGAGCAGGUCCUCACAAGCUAGCAUUUUAUCUGUCCCGUGGUUCCCGUGGUCCUGUGUUGGCUACCACAGGCCUGGGUGAGUUUUGUGGCAUUUCAUCUUUGUAUUCUUCUAUUUUUAAAACUUUAAAAAUGAAUAAAUACACGAAACCCUGCCACUUAGCAACUUGUUCUUUCAGCCACUGUUCUUACCAAACAUAUAAUGUGCCUUUUUAUUUAUGCUGCAAAUGUAACAUUAAAAUAUUAACAAAAAUAA
Messenger RNA from Pantherophis guttatus, 16530 nucleotides. The record is from RefSeq and is a predicted model, not a curated record. Lineage: Eukaryota; Metazoa; Chordata; Lepidosauria; Squamata; Colubridae.